AUGCCUGCCAAACAAGGUGUCAAGCGGAAAGCGAAUGGGUCACAGGCGGCAGGGGUCAACGUGAAGCCUGACCUUCAGGCUCCAGAUCGCAACACGUGGACAGGAUGGGUUGAGAUGGAGUCAGAUCCGGCAUUCUUCAAUGUUAUGCUCAAGGAUGCCGGUGUGCGCGGCGUCAAGGUCCAAGAACUCUACUCACUGGAGAGCGACAUGCUCGCCAUUCUGCCGCGACCGGUCCAUGCCCUCAUCUUCCUCUUCAAGUAUCGAGCUCAGGACGAAGUGACGAAUGGCGCGACGACCUGCCCGGGCAAUGUCUGGUUCGCCAAUCAGAUUCCCGAUUUCGCCUGUGCCACUGUUGCUCUUAUCAACAUCGUCAACAACAUCCCGGGCAUCGAACUAGGUCCGGAGUUGAGCGAUUUCCGUCGCUCGACCUUGCAAAUGGAACAUAUGGCGCGAGGAGACGCGAUCGACAAAUUUGACUUUGUCCGACGGAUUCACAAUUCGUUCGCCAGCGAGACGGAGAUAUUGAAUGCAGAAAUGCACAUCAGGAAUAAACUGCUGCGCCCGCGUCAAGACGUUUACAAAACCAAUACUGCGGACGACCGGGAUGACGAUGACGAUCAAGCAGGGUUUCACUUCAUCGCCUACAUGCCCAUCGACGGACACGUAUGGCGAAUGGACGGCCUGGAUUACUAUCCUCAAGAUUUGGGCGCAUAUGGAACAGACUCCGCCGGCGGGACCGGCGAAUGGCUGGACAUUGCCCAGUCGUCAUUGGCCGUACGGAUGGCGCAGUAUCAGGAUGUGGACUCGUUCAACCUCAUGGCGGUCGUACAUGACUCUGCAAUGCAAGAUCGGCUCGCCCUUGUACAGAACGUCAUUGCGAUCCGUGCUAUCGAUGUGGCAUUGGACGCAGUGGUAGAAGACUGGCGGGAAAUGGACGAGGCGACGAUAUCGAAAGAAGUGCUGACAGGCCCAUCAGACGAGCUAGAGAUAUCGUCACAGGACAUCAUCAUCGCAGAAGUGGAGCAUCGCUGGCGAGAAUCCAUCACCAACGCUGCUGACGAUCUCUUCAAACUGUUGCAAUUGCGACAGAGAAUCAUCGAGCUGCAGGGCCCGUUGAGAGCCGCUGUUCGUGAUGCUGUGUCGGCGGAGAGGCGCGAUCAGGAGGAAGCGCGACAUGCGCGGCAUGAUUAUGGGUCAUUUGUGCGAGAGUGGUUGGGCGCAUUGGCGGCCGAAGGGUUGCUGAGUGGGUUGCUUGAGGAAUGA
This is a messenger RNA of Dissoconium aciculare CBS 342.82, 1263 nucleotides long. RefSeq names its product cysteine proteinase. The transcript has 4 exons. Bases 1 to 1263 code for a protein of 420 amino acids. Lineage: Eukaryota; Fungi; Ascomycota; Dothideomycetes; Mycosphaerellales; Dissoconiaceae. Gene Ontology annotation, molecular function: cysteine-type deubiquitinase activity. The record is from RefSeq and is a predicted model, not a curated record. Gene Ontology annotation, cellular component: cytoplasm. Gene Ontology annotation, biological process: protein deubiquitination; ubiquitin-dependent protein catabolic process.